This is a messenger RNA of Setaria italica (foxtail millet), 1179 nucleotides long. Its product is annotated as F-box protein CPR30-like. Bases 1 to 1179 code for a protein of 392 amino acids. The record is from RefSeq and is a predicted model, not a curated record. The transcript has a single exon. Gene Ontology annotation, molecular function: protein binding. NCBI's taxonomy places the organism in Eukaryota, Viridiplantae, Streptophyta, Magnoliopsida, Poales, Poaceae.
AUGUCGGCACCGGUCGCUACACCGGGAGCAACGACGGCCACCCAAGAUCUGAACGACGACGUGCUGACCGAGAUCCUGCUCCGCCUCCCUUCCGAAGCCGUUCUCCGCUUCCGCGCCGUCUGCAAGGCAUGGCGCCGCAUCACCAGCAGCCCCGUCUUCCUGGCCGCCCACGCCCGCCGUCGCCCCCUCGAGCUCAUCGUGCAGCGCCGCGGCGUGAGCGGCGCGGUGCUGGACACCAUCCCGCUCCUCACCCUCGACGAGACGAGGCGCCGGUGCCUCCCCGUCAAGUAUCCCGAGUACACAGGACCCCCGGAACCUUUCUGGAGAGGCUACUCCCUGAUCGGCUCCUGCGACGACCUCUUGCUCUUCCAGAGAGGCCCUUGGAUCGAUCACUACGUCUACAGCCCGGCAACGCGGCAGUGGACCAUGCUGGCUCGUCCCCCGGGCACCUGCAUGCUGCUCUGCGGCUUCUACCUUCACGGGCCAUCAGGUGAGCAUCGGAUCCUGUACUUCACCGACGACCAAGAAGGGUCGCACUACGUUUCCUCGCUCGAAGUCGCCGGGGCCCGCCGGCUGGGGCCCGCGGUAUCGGUCGUCGUAUAUAGCAGGCGGAUCCCCUUCUUUUCCCUCGAUUAUCGCGGCAAGCUCCACUGGCUGCGGCAUCCCUGGGUUCUGUUUCCAGGUGAUGCGCUCGAGGUGGUGUACGCGGACAUGAUACUAGCGUUUGACACCGUGUCAGAGACGUUCCGACGGAUAUCUCGCCCGCCACGGAGGAGCACCAACCGCGGCGUCGAGGAGUUCUUCCUGCUGGAGAUGGACGGGAAGCUUGCCAUGGCGGCUUUUCUCGACGGAUCGAUGGACCUCUGGGUGCUGGAGGACUACGACAACGACGGGAGCUGGGCGCGCCGGUUCCGGGUGCGCUUGCCGCCAGCGUUACGGCAUGCGACGCUGGCGAUGAAGCUAGGUGUGGAGGGCCAAAAUAAUGUGAUUCUUUUGGGAGACUGCUGGAAUGCUACGGUGGGACUGUACCAUCUGACGAAGAAAAGGUUGUUGAAGAAAAUCCAGUUUGUUACCGCUGAUGGUCCACGGGAUUCUCUUCCUCGCACCCAGCUGAAUACUAUUGUGUUCCGGGAUAGCCUUAAGCGUCACGCAUUCUUCGAUUCUCGUGGAGCCCAAUAA